AAAGAACGGUGUUAGCUUACCGGUGGUAGAAGUCCGAGUGCCGAGGAUCCCAUUCCCAUCCAAAAAUCUGAUAGCUAUCUGUGGCCGAGGAGGGAUGUCGCUGUAGCUGGAGGAGGAUGGGCGGCUGCUUCAGUACUGGUGCCUACAGGCAAGAGUCUCUCUCCAAGGCGAAGGUGGCAGGCUCCACCACCGCUCCUCGCUGCCCAGCGGGGGCGAGAGAUCCACCGCUGGCGGAGCCCGAUCUGGAGGAGACGGUGAAAGAGGUCCUCUCCGAGACGCCAAGACCGCCGCCACCAACCACGAGAUCAGCGGCAGAUCAGGCGGCUAGGCCGAAGGAGGUCGAGAUCAUCGACAAGGCUCCCCUCCUAGUCGACAGCACCAAUGGCUGCGACACCAGAUCCGAGGACGCCUCCGAAGCCUGGAGCGUCAGCGCGAAGAGCGAGACCCAUUCGGCCUCCACCGCCCCGGCGGGGAAGCCACGAAGAGAUGCGGCGGAGGCCAGAAGGGGGGCAGCGAGGGAGGAACGGUCGCCGGCCAAGUACCAGAGGAAGCGCUCCGACUCCGGUGAGUUGGCCUGCAGGCGGGAUCGGAGCGUGGCGGCCGGGAGAUCCUCCCCAUCGCCGACGCCGAAAAGAUCGGACCACGCGGCCGCCGGAAGGACGGUGGAGAGAUCGGGCAAGCGGUCGGUGUCCCCGGAAGCGAAUCGAGCGGCGCAGGAGCUGCGGCAGAACGCGGGACGACGCAGAGCGUCGGCAGCAGCGGCAGCCAGGGCAAGCGGACCGAGGGAGCAGAUGCCGGCGGAUGAGGGAGGAAGGAGAUUGUGCAUGCAGGAUGUGGGGACGGUGGACGGCGGCGUGGCCGGAUCCGAAGCGGAGGCGAAGGACUCGCUGCAGAACCCCCUCGUCUCCCUAGAGUGUUUCAUCUUCCUGUAAUGUUAUCUU
Messenger RNA from Musa acuminata AAA Group (dessert banana), 941 nucleotides. RefSeq lists its product as uncharacterized. The record is from RefSeq and is a predicted model, not a curated record. Bases 117 to 932 code for a protein of 271 amino acids. The transcript has a single exon. Lineage: Eukaryota; Viridiplantae; Streptophyta; Magnoliopsida; Zingiberales; Musaceae.